Messenger RNA from Ochlerotatus camptorhynchus, 3136 nucleotides. It is a transcript of the gene psidin, whose product is annotated as phagocyte signaling impaired. The transcript has 8 exons. Gene Ontology annotation, biological process: N-terminal peptidyl-methionine acetylation. Bases 213 to 3125 code for a protein of 970 amino acids. Gene Ontology annotation, cellular component: NatB complex; cytoplasm. Lineage: Eukaryota; Metazoa; Arthropoda; Insecta; Diptera; Culicidae. The record is from RefSeq and is a predicted model, not a curated record. Gene Ontology annotation, molecular function: protein binding.
UUGGUCGGGGAGAAAAAGAGUUACUUCGCCAGCAGCGGAGGAAAAAGUCUCGCGGAAAAAACGCGACGAAAUCUGUGCAAAUUGUGUUAAAAAGUUCCAAAUUCGGACUCAAUUCGUUGAGCUUUGUAUUGCGGAACAUUAGUGAGUAGAAAUAGUGAUAAAAAUCGCGGAAGCGUGAAAAUCAACGUUUAGGAACAGCGUUAACUGGAAAGAUGCAAAACGUGGAACUCGUAGUGGAGCGAAGGCUUCGGCCAAUCUUUGAAUCGAUCGAGAUCGGCAACUACAAAAAGGCCCUGCAGGAUGUAGAGAAGGUGUUGAAGAAGAAUCCAACCAUCCAGUGUGGUCGGGCGCUGAAGGCCUGGGCCUUCAUCCGACUAGGACGAGAUGAAGAAAGUGCCUCCCUGAUCCGGGCUCUAGAGCAGGAAACUCCAACGGAAUCUACAACGCUGCAUGUAAUGACCCUGUGCUACAAAGAAACGGAUCAGUUGGAUAAGAUUUGUCAGCUUUUUACCAGUGCCUCGAAGCAACUGCCAGGCAACGAGGAGUUGCUUUCGCAAUUGUUUAUCGCCCAUAUGAGAGUGAACGAUUUUAAAGCGCAGCAAAUGGUAGCCUUGCAGCUGUAUAAGCUUAAACCUAGGAAUCCGUUCUAUUUCUGGGCUGUGAUGAGUGUAGUUCUGCAGGCUUUGCGUGGACCCGAUGCCAAGGAUCAGCAGAAGUCCAGUCUUUUGCUGUCGUUAGCCCAGCGGAUGGUCGAUAAGUUGAUUGCGGAAAAUAAGCUCGAAGCUUCGCAGGAAGUACAGUUGUAUUUGCAAAUUUUGCAGCAUCAGGAGAAGUAUCAGGAGAUGUUGACUUUCCUGGAGGGACCAGUGUGCACUAAGCUGUACCCUGGAGCACCGGCGUCGAUUAAAAUUGAUCUGCUGAAAAAGCUGGGAAAAUGGGCCGAUUUGAAUCAACUAAUGAAGCAGUUGCUCGCGGAGGACUUCGAUCGGUGGGAUUAUUUCCAGGAAUACAUCCAAUCAACAAUGGAACUGAUCAAGAGUAAGAAUGAGUCACCGGAUACGGAUCAUACGGUCGAUUUGUGCCACGAGUUUAUUGCUGGAAUUAUUGAAACCCAGCCACGUAAGAAUCGGGGUCCCUAUUUGGCUCGGCUGGAGCUGUCUCGGCUGAUGGUGGAACACAAAUUCGAAAAAGAGCAGCUAUUUGGUGAGCUGACAGAUCUACUGUUGGAUUAUUUCCGCAUGUUUGGGGAUAAAACGUGUUGCGCCAACGAUUUGAAACUAUUUCUGGAAUACGUGGAACCGGCGAAACGGCCCGGCUUUGCUGCCCAGUUAAUGCAGGAAUGUCGAAUCAAUCCCGUCACGCUGCCAAGUAGUAAAGAACAUAUGCAACGACACAUUUGUUCGCUACAAAUUGCGCGCUUCUGUGGAGCCCAUGCGGCACUAAGCGAAGAACAUUUGUCGGCUCUUUAUACGGCAUUAAGUUUGCACUACGAGCACGGUUAUAACACGUUCGGACAAGGACUGCUUCCUACGGAUAUGGGGCCCUCAGAUCCCUAUGCUCUGUUGGCAGUCAACAUCAUGUACGACCGAGCCUGGAAGCUGCAGAGAUCGGAACCGCUGGUUGAAGCUCUCUGCUUAUUGAAUCAUCUGCUCUCGAACAGCAUCAACAACUUCCACGGCAAACUGCUCAACCUUCAGCUGUAUCAUCGGUUAGGUUUGGUAGAGGCUGGCCACCGAGCGUACGAAUCACUUGACGUCAAACACAUUCAGUUGGAUUCGCUCGGCUAUCUACACUGCAGUCAUCUUUGCAAUGGAGGAUUCCCCGUCUUGGCCAAGCAAAUCUUCGAUCAAACGCUCAACUUCUUCAUCAACGAUCACCAGAACAGUGUCGAGUUUCUGAAGACGUCGUACAACUUUGGUUCGUUCUCGAAGCUGAUUGAGUUCCUCGACUUUAGGGAUCGUCUCUCGAAUAGCCUGCAUUUCACGCUUAUUUCCGUCGAGGCUUUGCUGUUGGAAAUGGUAUGCUUCAGUGGUACGUUGACCCAGAAUCUCUCCGCCUACCGACUGAUGCGGGUAAAACCGCACGAAGACCGGAUCAAGUGGGACGAACUGAGUGACAAUCGUGAUUUGACGAUAUUUGUCCAUUGGGAUCCGGUGGUGGACUAUUCGAAGGUGCUCCCGCCGGAAGGUGCCGAAUCCGUACUGAAAAAUAACGAGAACUAUGCCAUUGUGCUGGAGUCGAAAAGCGUUGAACAGCUGCGCCAGGAAUGCCAAAAGGAGAGCUAUGUGCAAGAGGUAGAACUACUGCAGCUGCGGUCUGGCAUGUUGAGGCUGGUUUCCUCAUUCGUUGAGCUGUUUACCAAGGGAUCGGACGAAGAGUACCAAACGGCGGUGGAUUUGUGCCGCCACUGGGAGGAGCUGUUCGCUACGGUACGCUCCAAGAACCGACUGCCUGCAUGCGAAAGAUUUCUAGUCAAUUUACUACCGUCACGACUGCAUUCAGUGCUGGAGAUGCCGUACGAAAGCGUAUUCGUGAACCUGGGUCGGUUCUUGCUGGCGCUGUGGAAGGGCGAAAAGCACGAUCUAAUACGGUCCGGAGCGGAAGAGUGCGUGAAAAACGUUAACGAACUGUUUGCGUUGAUUGCGAGCUCCAUCAAAAGCUACAACGGUUCCGACGAUUUGCUGUGGAAUCGAAAGAAAGUGCAUGACACGGUUAAUGCAUGCAUUGAGACUGCCUCGCUGGUGCUAUUCGUGUUGACUGUGUGCUACGAUAAAUACUCGCAAGCGCCGGCUCCGCAGCCAACGCGGAAGGCCAAAAAGAAGGACUCCGAUUUGAACAAUCACGAGCCGACGGUUGUUCUGAUGGUGGAUAAAAAUCGACUCCUGCUGGUGACGGAUGUGCUGCGGGCUCUCAAAACCAACCUGACGGAGUGUGAAGCUGUGCUUUCGUCCUGGGAGCUUCCUCUGCUGUCGGAUUCGCUUGCAGCCGCCCUCGAACAGAUGUCGCUCGGUGCCAAGAGCGAAAGUGCCGUCCGGUUGAAACUGAUGGACACCCACCUGGGUGAGAUUAAGGAACUGAAAAAGUUGUUAAAAGACAAGUUGAAGUUGAUCAAUAAAUCGAUUUAAUGGUAGUAAAA